This is a messenger RNA of Prunus avium (sweet cherry), 2674 nucleotides long. RefSeq names its product E3 ubiquitin-protein ligase COP1. NCBI's taxonomy places the organism in Eukaryota, Viridiplantae, Streptophyta, Magnoliopsida, Rosales, Rosaceae. Gene Ontology annotation, molecular function: protein binding; ubiquitin protein ligase activity. The record is from RefSeq and is a predicted model, not a curated record. Gene Ontology annotation, biological process: proteasome-mediated ubiquitin-dependent protein catabolic process.
UGGCUUUGAUACACGUGGUUGAUGGUGCGCUUCUUAUUUUUGCGUAACAGGCGUGACAGUUGCUAAUGAAGCUGAAGAACCCAAAGCAGCCAUGGCUUCCUUCCUCACACUGCAAUCUUAAAUCUGAUUCUACCUCAAGCCCUCAACCUGAAACCCUACUUUCCAGUUUUCUCUUUGCUCUCUAACUCUUAUUUGAUUGGGCUAGGAGAAUCGACAAAGAAGAUUAAGAGAAGCAAUAGGGUACUUCCAGCUCCUCUGCUGGCUGCAGCAGCUGCAAGUGCAAGGGUAGAUGACUACUCCCCGAGUAUCAUACCUUCCUGGUCACAUUUUAGUUCUUAAUUGAUGUAAAAAUUUAUACAAUUUUGAUUUCUAGCCCGGGCGGGGCCAUAAUCAUCAAAUUGGGCUCAGCAAAAGAAAAGAGUGACAUAGAGAUACAUACAAAGAGAGAAAGAAAUGGAGGAGUGCUUGACUGGGGCUCUAGUCCCGGCGGUGAAACCAGAACCAAAGCCAUCAAGUGUUGAGGCUUCGGCAGAUCCAGGGAGCAAUGACAUGGAUCGUCCAGCUCAUGAGAAAGGAUUGACGGAGGUGGACAAGGACUUGUUGUGUCCAAUUUGCAUGCAGCUGGUAAAGGAUGCCUUCCUCACAGCAUGUGGUCACAGCUUCUGCUACAUGUGCAUCAUUACCCACCUUCGCAACAAGAGUGACUGCCCUUGCUGCGCCCAGUUCCUCAGCACCAACCAAUUGUUCCCCAAUUUCCUGCUGGAUAAGCUUCUGAAGAAGGCAUCGGCCCGUCAAAUUUCCAAAAGUGCGUCCCCUGUGGAGCAUUUUCGUCAGGCAUUGCAACAGGGAUGUGAAGUGUCCAUCAAGGAGCUAGACACCCUGUUGACACUCCUGGCGGAGAAGAAGAGGAAAAUGGAACAAGAAGAGGCGGAGAGAAAUAUGCAAAUACUGCUCGACUUCUUGAAUUGCCUAAGGAAGCAAAAAGUUGAAGAGCUUAAUGAGGUCCAAACCCAUCUUCAAUUUAUUAAAGAGGACAUAGGUGCCGUAGAGAGACGCAGAAUGGACUUGUACCGUGCGAGGGACAGAUACUCCGUCAAGCUGCGGAUGCUUGGAGGGGAUGAUUCUAUUUCUGGUGCAAGAAAGUCAUGGCCUUCCUCCAUAGAUAACAACACCAGUUCUCUCAGUGGGCGAGCAGGGAUGUCUUCAUGGAAUCUUCAAUCUAAGAAACUUGAUGGCUGGGGACUUCAGAAAAAGGAUGCUUUAAGUGCAUCAGACUCCCAGUAUAUGACUCAAUCUGGUCUAGCUGUAGCCAGAAAGAAGCGGGUCCAUGCACAGUUUGAUGAACUACAAGAGUGUUACCUGCAAAAGCGACGCCAGAUGGCGAACCAACCAUAUACCCAGCAAGAACGGGACAAAAAUGUGAUACAAAGAGAAGGUUACACUACAGGCCUUGCAGAUUUUCAAUCAGUGCUCACUACGUUAACGCGGUAUAGUCGGAUGAGGGUCAUUGCUGAACUUAGGCAUGGGGAUCUAUUUCACCCAGCUAAUAUAGUAUCAAGCAUUGAAUUUGACCGUGAUUAUGAAUUGUUCGCUACUGCUGGGGUUUCACGGUGCAUAAAAGUUUUCGACUUCUCCUCAGUUGUGAAUGAUCCAGCUGAUGUGCAUUGUCCUGUUGUGGAGAUGCCUACACGUUCAAAGCUUAGUUGCUUGAGCUGGAACAAGUUUACGAAAAACCAUAUAGCUAGUACUGAUUAUGAGGGAAUAGUAACAGUUUGGGAUGUAAAUACUCGGCAAAGUGUCAUGGAGUAUGAAGAGCAUGAAAAACGUGCUUGGAGUGUUGAUUUUUCAUGCACAGAGCCCACUAGGCUUGUAUCUGGUAGUGAUGAUUGUAAGGUAAAAGUUUGGUGCACAAGGCAGGAAACUAGUGUUCUUGACAUUGACAUGAAAGCGAACAUUUGUUGUGUUAAGUAUAAUCCUGGAUCAAGCAACUGCAUUGCGGUUGGUUCAGCAGACCAUCACAUCCACUAUUAUGAUUUAAGAAAUCCAAGCCAACCACUCCAUGUGUUCACCGGGCACAAGAAAGCUGUUUCUUAUGUGAAAUUCUUGUCAAACUAUGAGCUUGCCUCUGCAUCCACUGAUAGCACACUGCGGUUAUGGAAUGUGAAGGAAAAUAUUCCAGUUCGUACGUUUAAAGGUCACACAAAUGAGAAGAACUUCGUAGGUCUAACAGUAAACGGGGAAUACAUUGCGUGUGGCAGUGAAACGAAUGAAGUGUUUGUGUAUCAUAAGGAAAUUUCCAAACCUGUGACUUGGCAUAGAUUUGGAUCGCCUGAUUUGGAUGACACCGAUGAUGAUGCAGGGUCUUACUUCAUCAGUGCUGUAUGUUGGAAGAGUGAUAGCCCUACCAUGCUAACUGCUAACAGUCAGGGAACCAUUAAAGUGCUGGUUCUUGCUGCUUAAACAACUAAAUGGAGACUGUAAGAAGGCUUCAUGAGAGAGAACGCUGUUGCCAUUGUUGAAUCUAAUGGUUCUUGUUUUGUAUAUGUUAUUGAAGUGUAAAUGCUAGGUUUGAGAUGCAAUGUCAUUAUUUGUAGUCGUAUAAAUAAUACCAAUGUACCAAAGAAAGUGAAUAUAGAGCAUUGAUUAUUCAGUGGAUUCCCAUUGAGGGGUUCAA